Messenger RNA from Urocitellus parryii (Arctic ground squirrel), 747 nucleotides. RefSeq names its product TGFB induced factor homeobox 2 (gene Tgif2). Gene Ontology annotation, molecular function: DNA binding. NCBI's taxonomy places the organism in Eukaryota, Metazoa, Chordata, Mammalia, Rodentia, Sciuridae. The record is from RefSeq and is a predicted model, not a curated record. Gene Ontology annotation, biological process: regulation of DNA-templated transcription.
GUGCUUUCCAGCCGCGAGCUGUCAGGCGGGUGUCAGGCCCGGCAGGUACGCGGCGCGCGCCCCCGGCGCCCCCCGCCCCGGCCGGGACGCCCCGCACCCUGCCCGAGGCCGCGUGGGCCCGAAAGCCGCCGGGAAAAGCUCACCUAAGAUCCAGCCUAGCUCCUAGGCACCAUGUCAGACAGUGAUCUGGGUGAAGAUGAAGGCCUCCUCUCCCUGGCGGGCAAGAGGAAGCGCAGGGGGAACCUACCCAAGGAGUCCGUGAAGAUCCUCCGGGACUGGCUGUAUUUGCACCGCUACAACGCCUACCCCUCAGAGCAGGAGAAGCUGAGCCUUUCUGGACAGACCAACCUCUCAGUGCUGCAGAUAUGUAACUGGUUCAUCAACGCCCGGCGGCGGCUUCUCCCAGACAUGCUUCGGAAGGAUGGCAAAGACCCUAAUCAGUUCACCAUUUCCCGCCGUGGUGGUAAGGCCGCAGAAGUGGCCCUGCCCCGUGGUAACAGCCCCUCAGUGCUGGCAGUGUCGGUACCUGCCCCCGCCAAUGUGCUCUCUUUGUCUGUGUGCUCCAUGCCACUCCACACAGGCCAGGGGGAAAAGCCAGCAGCCUCCUUCCCACCAGGGGAGCUGGAGUCCCCCAAGUCCCUAGUGACCCCUGGUAGUACACUUGCCCUGCUGACCAGGGCUGAGGCUGGGAGCCCCACAGGUGGACUUUUCAACACACCACCGCCCACACCCCCAGAGCAGGACAAG